This is a messenger RNA of Aspergillus niger, 1623 nucleotides long. RefSeq lists its product as uncharacterized. The record is from RefSeq and is a predicted model, not a curated record. NCBI's taxonomy places the organism in Eukaryota, Fungi, Ascomycota, Eurotiomycetes, Eurotiales, Aspergillaceae. Bases 1 to 1623 code for a protein of 540 amino acids. The transcript is spliced from 6 exons.
AUGGUGCAGGGUGUGGCUUUUGGACUGCUCGGGCUGGCUGCCUCUGCUUUGGGCACUUAUGCGCCCUACUACGCGAAUUUGACAUGGGAGCAACCACGGACUCUGUCCAACUGGUCCAACCUUACCGUCGAGACACGGACAGGGACGUUCAUUGGUAUGCUCAAUGACACUUACCCAGACGUUCGACAGUUUCUGCGAGUUCCUUAUGCCAAGCCUCCUAUUGGGGAUUUAAGAUGGCUUCCUCCUCAUCGGCUUGACAACUCAAGCAGAACAUAUGACUCCACCUUCUAUGGCCCAGCCUGUCCGCAGUAUGUUCCAGCAGAGAGCGAUUUUUGGAAUGAAUAUGAACCGGAGAAUUUGCUGCUCAAUGUCGGCGAAAGGCUCAACCAGGGCUCUACGGCAUGGUCCUCGUCAGAGGAUUGCCUGUCCCUAGCGGUAUGGACUCCAUCGUAUGCUAAUGAGACAUCCAAGCUGCCAGUUGCGCUGUUUGUCACGGGAGGUGGUGGCAUCACAGGGGGUAUCAACAUUCCGUCCCAGCUGCCCUCUGCUUGGGUAUCUCGCUCUCAGGAGCAUAUCGUUGUUACCAUCAAUUACCGCGUCAAUAUUUUUGGCAAUCCCAAAUCGCGUGCGUUGAAUGAUACGUCGCUUACGCUGAUGGACGUGCGCGCUGCUGUGGAGUGGGUAUAUGAGAACAUUGAAGCGUUCGGUGGUAAUCCCGAAAAUAUUAUGGUCAGACUACAAGUUUCCUCUCACAUGACUAGAGCUAACAGUAAGCAGCUAUGGGGACAGUCACAAGGUGCUUUGCUGACGCAUCUGUACACCCUCGCAUGGCCAGAAGAGCCUCUUGCCGCCAAGUUCGGCGUCAUCUCCCAAGGAGCAUCUGCCACACUCAACCUCUCUACCACGCCCGAUGUGUACCAAGACUUUGACAUCGUGGCCAAGGGACUAGGCUGCAAUUAUGGUGAUGAUGCCGAGGCCGAGCUGGAGUGCAUGCGUGGGAUUUCCUGGGUGCAGAUCGAGGAGUAUAUCAACCGCUACAAUAGCUCUCCUUCUAUUGCUUUCACGAACUAUAUUCCCGAUGAGAAAUACAUCUUCUCCGACGAAAGACAGCGUUACCUUGAGCGGAAGGUUGCCCGAGGCCCGUCAAUUCGAUCUGACACGGCGCGAGAAUUCCCUAGCACAAACACGACCUCAGUAAAUAUUGAAGAAGGCGAAUCAGACUGUCUGGCAGUGACUGACCUUGCGCUACGUGCGUCCAUUGGGCUCGAGACCUAUCGCUACUACUGGGCUGGCAACUUCUCCAAUAUCAGUCCCGUACCGUGGCUAGGAGCAUUCCACUGGACCGACCUGCUGAUGAUCUUCGGUACGUAUAAUCUGGACGUCGGCGAGAUCUCGCAGUUGGAAGUCGACACCUCUGCCACGAUGCAAGAUUAUCUACUCGCCUUUCUGAAGGACUCAUCAACCGUCAGCGAGACGGUCGGAUGGCCGUUAUAUCUGGGCAACGAGACCAACGGAGGACUCAUCCUGGAGUUCGGUAACGGCACAGCAGUGCGGACCAUCACAGGUGACUGGCUCGACGCGGGAUGUUUCAAUUCAUCUAUCCCAUUCAGAAUCUGGGGGUAG